AUGCGCACUCGUGAGCACGGUCGCCGAUGGGUCCCGCUGCUGCUGGCCGUCGUUGUCGUCGGAAGAGCACGAUGUUCUCCGACGCCGCCCCCUCGCGCGGAGGCUGAGGCCAACGGGACGACGGCGGUGGAGGACGCGCAUCGCGAGUGGGAUGUGGUGCGGCAAAAGUUGUCGGUGCUCGUCAACGGCUUGCUGGACCAGGCCCUUCCGGACCUGACCCGGACCGUGUCUCGCCUGGACCUGUCCCCGGAUUGCCUGCUCUCGCUCUUCCGCGUCAUUGGCGGCGCCCGCAGGAUGGACCUCGAGAGCAUGCGGAUGCUGGACGCGAACAGCAAGAUUCCAUCGGGCAUUCUGGAGGGCACUGUGACCGAUCUGGGUGACUACGACCAGUGCCUGUCCGUCAGGUUCCGAAACCGCUUCAACGAAGACCUCGAGGACUUCCGAGGCCGCUACUGUGGCUUGGCCCUCAAGAUGCCCCUGCCGCCCAAGCCAGAAGUCAUCGCUAAGAAUACGCGAAUCAUCGAGCCCGAGUUCUUCCCCGAGUCUCAUGUGUUCCGAGAAUUGGCAGAGAAGUCACAUAAUUUUUAUCACACAUUCUUCCGUUUCGGCCUCUGCCUGCCUAGUCAUUGCUCUCGGGAAGACGUGGAAAAGCUCGUUUCUCCAGUUAAGGAAUUGCUAAACAUGGAGACAUCUGUACUCAACUGCGACGUUCAUCAGGAUUCGAAGCCUCUCAACAAGGACCAAGUGAUAUCACUGAUUAUAAUUGGCUUUUUCGUAGUCGUAAUUCUGCUCGCAACUGCCGUUGAUGCCCUCGGCAGAAUGAAUCACAACUGGAAGUGUCAAGUCUAUCUCAAAGCGCCCGUGACGCAGUCCUUCGCCGAGAUGUCGCUGCUGCGGGCCACGCGGAAGCUGCUGACGGUCAAGACCCCUCGGGACGAGCACGGCCGCAACCUGCAGGUCGUGCACGGCGUGCGCACCUUUAACGUCUUCUGGAUCGUCGUGGCCCACACGUACGGCUUCGCCGAGCAAACCACCUACCGAUCCGGUCUGCACGUCAUCAAUCAAGCGAGCAGCAUAUUCUUCCAGCCUGUAAUGAACUCCUUUCUCUGCGUCGAUUCCUUCUUCUUUCUCAGUGGCUUUCUGUUGACGUUCAACCAGUGCAAAUCAACGUGGCAAACCGGACCCGUGCUCGAUUUCUUCGUGAAGCUCUUCGGUCGUUAUUGGAGGCUGGUGCCCGUGGCUGCGCUUUGCAUGACGGUGCUCUUCCUGCUCCCUGAGGUGGCGUCGGGCCCCAUCUGGCACGAGAAGCUGGACAUGGCAAUCGCCAACUGCCACCGGUCCUGGUGGUCCGUGCUGCUCAACGUGCAGAACUUCUACCCUUACGAGCAGUCGUGCCAGCCCCACUACUGGUACAUUAGUGCGGAUAUGCAGAUCUUCCCCGUGGUCUUAGCGACAUCGAUUCUCCUGGGAAGGAGGGCUAAACUGGGUCUGAUUGUGAAGGUUGUCAUCCUCGUACUCAGCGUACUCCUGGUCGGAACACUGACCUACGUGAACAGCUACCCUCCGGCCAUUGUCCUGUUCGGAAGGGACAUCAUAUACUCGAAAGGCCUGUUGUCCGAGGUCUACUUCAGGCCGUACGUGCACAUAGGGCCGUACAUUGUGGGCUCUCUCGUGGCUUACAUGUACCUCAAGCGAGAUAAGAUCCACAUCUCACCGCUGCUGGAGACGGCCGGCUGGCUGAUAUGCCUGGCUGGAGGUACGUACGUGAACAUGGUCACCAUCGCCUGGGCGGACGGAUCCUUCCCCAGCAACUGGUGGAGCACCCUCUACGCUGCGCUGCAUCGGCUGAUGUGGGCGGUGUGCCUCGGCUGGGCCGUGUAUGCAUGCGCCGUGGGAAGAGGGGGAAUCCUUAACACCAUAUUAUCUUGGAAGCCUCUGGUUCCCAUCAGCCGAAUUUCAUUCACUAUUUAUGUCGUUCACAUCUACGUACUCUACUUUAAACUCUGGACCAUCAGAGAGCGAGUAACUCCCGACACUUUUCAUGUUUUCAUGUCGGCCAUUUCCAGCUUCGUGUUGGCCACCAUCCUGGGAUUCGUGGCGUCCAUCUUCUUCGAAAAGCCCAUCGUGUGGCUCUGGGACACCCUGACGCGCAAGGGGAGGAAGCCCCGCGAGGGAGACGACGACAGAGCCAAGUCCUCCUUGUCCACUUCGUCUACCUGCUCCAACCCACACGGCGAAGAAGAAAUAAAAAAAGAGCGGCUAUGAA
Messenger RNA from Ixodes scapularis (black-legged tick), 2266 nucleotides. Its product is annotated as nose resistant to fluoxetine protein 6. Gene Ontology annotation, molecular function: acyltransferase activity, transferring groups other than amino-acyl groups. NCBI's taxonomy places the organism in Eukaryota, Metazoa, Arthropoda, Arachnida, Ixodida, Ixodidae. Bases 1 to 2265 code for a protein of 754 amino acids. The record is from RefSeq and is a predicted model, not a curated record. The transcript has 15 exons.